Arabidopsis lyrata subsp. lyrata is the source of this 686-nucleotide messenger RNA. RefSeq names its product transcription factor HY5-like. Gene Ontology annotation, molecular function: DNA-binding transcription factor activity, RNA polymerase II-specific. NCBI's taxonomy places the organism in Eukaryota, Viridiplantae, Streptophyta, Magnoliopsida, Brassicales, Brassicaceae. Bases 124 to 573 code for a protein of 149 amino acids. The transcript is spliced from 3 exons. The record is from RefSeq and is a predicted model, not a curated record. Gene Ontology annotation, cellular component: nucleus. Gene Ontology annotation, biological process: response to far red light; response to red light; positive regulation of transcription by RNA polymerase II.
UCAGACUUUGAAUGGUCCCAAAGAAGAAAGAAAAAAGCAAUAUCCUUUGGUUUAAUAUUCUCUUGAACCUCUUACCUCUCUACUCUGGUCUUUACCAAAAUCUCAAAAGACAAAAAGAUAUUGAUGUCUCUUCAACGAGCCAAUGGGCACUCGAGUUCGUCUUCUUCCCACAAGAAGCACAAAACUGAGGAAAGUGAUGAGGAGUUGUUGAUGGUUCCUGACAUGGAAGCAGCUGGAUCAACAUGUGUUCUAAGCAGCAGCGCCGAUGAUGGAGUCAAUAAUCCGGAGCUUGACACGACUCAAAAUGGAGUCUCUACCGCUAAACGCCGCCGUGGUCGAAACCCAGUUGAUAAAGAGUAUAGAAGCCUCAAGAGAUUGUUGAGGAACAGAGUAUCAGCACAACAAGCGAGAGAGAGGAAGAAAGUGUAUGUGAGUGAUUUGGAAUCAAGAGCUAAUGAGUUACAGAACAACAAUGAUCAACUUGAAGAGAAGAUAUCGACUUUGACGAACGAGAACACAAUGCUUCGUAAAAUGCUUAUUAACACAAGGCCUAAAACUGAUGACAAUCACUAAAUAUUUACCCUUGAAUCCAUUGUUCAGUGUUGUAUAAUUAUCUUAUUUAUUUUUUUGGUUUCGGUUUGUAUACAAUUUUUGUUCGAAUAACAAUCAGUUCACUUUGAGCAUCA